Molecule: messenger RNA, 2184 nt
Organism: Necator americanus (New World hookworm)
Lineage: Eukaryota; Metazoa; Nematoda; Chromadorea; Rhabditida; Ancylostomatidae
Exons: 20
Coding region: 1-2184 (727 amino acids)
Biological process (GO): very long-chain fatty acid biosynthetic process; cytoplasmic translational initiation
Cellular component (GO): eukaryotic translation initiation factor 2B complex; guanyl-nucleotide exchange factor complex
Molecular function (GO): guanyl-nucleotide exchange factor activity; translation initiation factor activity; oxidoreductase activity, acting on the CH-CH group of donors
Source: RefSeq, a predicted model, not a curated record
AUGCUCGUUUUGCAUGUACAGAAGGCAAAAAUGGGAGGAUUUAACCUGGAAGUUUUUGAUGCGAAAGAGCCAACUCGUUCGAUUAUUACGCUCGAUAAUCUUACCGGUGAUGAAACGGUGCUUGCCAUUAAAAAGCGAAUAGCGCAGAAAAAAUUGAAGUUAACUGUGGAACGACAAUCUGUACGUGUAGAGCCAAAAGGAAAACCUAUCCCAGACGAGAAGCAAAUCAAAGAACUCGGUUUGGCUGCGCAAAACGCCCAUCUAUACGUAAGAGAUCUUGGGCCGCAAAUCCCUUGGAAGACAGUCUUUUUACUCGAGUACGCCGGUCCUCUCCUGAUCUAUCCGCUCUUCUACAUCCGUCCUGGAUUCAUCUAUGGAGAAGGAGCGUCCGACCGAGAAUACCAUUUGGCGGUUACUUAUGCAUUCAUCUGUUGGUCCUUCCAUUACGCCAAACGUCUAUUCGAAACCGAAUUCAUUCAUCGGUUCAGUAAUGGAACCAUGCCGAGAUUUAAUCUUGUAAAGAACUGCUCGUAUUAUUGGGGAUUUGCUGCCUUUGUUGCUUACUUCGUUAACCACCCAGAUUAUCACCCUCCAUAUUUUGGCGAUUUUCAAGUAUACUUGGGACUGAUCGGUUUUGCGAUUGCUGAGUUUGGAAACCUUUCAAUCCAUAUUCUUCUGCGUAAUCUUCGUCCACCUGGCACUCGUGAACGCCGGAUUCCCCGCCCAGACGGCAACCCAAUGAGUUUGCUCUUCAACUUCGUUUCGUGCCCUAAUUACACAUACGAAGCACUUUCAUGGUUGUUCUUCACCAUCAUGGUUCAAAGCCUCCCUAGUCUUUUCUUCACCAUUGCUGGAUUCGUACAGAUGACUAUUUGGGCCCAAAAUAAGGAUCGUGCGUACAGAAAGGAGUUCCCCGACUAUCCGAAAGAUAGAAUGGCCAUUGUGCCGAUGACCGAGUUGCAAGCGGUCCUGUUAUGUAGUGGUUCUGGUAGUCGCAUGACUGAGCUAUGUGAUAGUAUGCUUAAAUUUCUGUUGCCAAUUGCUGAUGUGCCCAUGUUUUGGUUUCCGCUGAAUACAUUGUUGAAUUCAGGAGUGAAAGACAUCAAAAUUUUUGUUCGAGAAGAUGGUGAAUCAGAAGUGCGUCACCUGCUCACUACACCACUUUUCGAUUUUCCCUCCGCAUCUAUCGAAGUGGUUCCUGUAUCACGUGAAAACGAAGAGUGGGGCACAGCAGAUGUUCUGCGCAACAAUGCAGCUAAAAUUACACGCGAUUUCAUUGUGAUGUCUUGCGACUUCAUAACGGAUGCACGGCUACAACCUAUGAUUGACCAGUUUCGUGCGCAUAAUGCAACGUUUUCUUGCCUUCUUAGUGAAAUGUGUGCUACAGGACCUGUUCCAGGACCGAAAAUACGUCGAGGGAAAGGUCGAGACUUUGUUGCACUUGAAGAAUCCACAAGUCGGAUAGUGUACAUGACAUCCGAGGAGGAUUUUGACCAACCUGUGAAUGCAGAGUCUUGGAUGAACAAAUUUUCUAAUGUGAGUCUGACUGCACGAUAUGUGGACUGUCACGUGUAUUUCAUGCGACAUUCUUGCUUAGGCAUGAUUACGAGACAAAAUAAUUUUGCAUCUUUGAAGGCAGACUUUGUUCCUUACUUAUUGGCUAAGCAGUAUUCAUUAUCUAACGGAGAUGUUGAAGCACCAAAAUGUAUGGCUUACUUGCUUCCACAUGGUAAUGCUACCGUCUCAGCUCACAGCAACAAUUUGGGAUCCUAUUUCGAAGUGAACAAAUCGAUACUAAAAUGCUUACCUCGCAUAUCGUCCAAACUGUAUACUGGUCAAAUUUUCGAUGGGAGGUCUACUGGUAUUCAUACUAAUGAGAGUUUGGUGGCCAAGGAUGCUCAGGUUGGUGAACGUACUCUGAUCAAACGUAGUGUGAUCGGGUCACGGUGCAUCAUUGGUGAAAAGUCGAAUAUUCAAGGUAGUGUUGUGAUGCAAGGAUCGUCGAUUGGCAAAGGCGCUAAAAUAACACUAAGUAUUAUUUCCCCUGGUGUGGUUGUGGGAGAUAACGCCGAUCUCAACAGCGUUAUUGUUACGAAGGAUCAGAAAGUUAGCGCUAACGCUAAAAUUCAAAAUGAAGUUGUUGACUUCGAUGAUGAGGAUAACGCGUGGGAGAAUGGUCUUUAA